AUGAAAUAAAUAAUAAUCACUAUAUUGGUUAUAGUAGUAAAUGGUGAUAUAAAAUAAUUAGAUAUAAGAGAGAAUUUGGUUUGCAAAUAAUUGAUAUUAAAAGGGGAAUUAAAAUGUAAAGAGGUACAUGCAGAUAGGAUAGUAACAGAGGAAAUAGAUAUUCCAACAGAGUUUAGUUCAGAUGUAUUGGAAUUGAAUAGUUUGAGUCCAUUUAGAAGUGAUACAAGAGCAUCAGCAUUUAUAGAAGGGAGUAAUAGAGAGGAUACAAUAUUUAUAAGUGCAAAUUUUAGAGAGAUUUAUAGAGAUGAUGAAGAUGAGAGUACAGAUGGUAAAACAAUAAUAACAGAGUUUAUUUAAAUUCAUGGUCAAUCAUAAUGGAUGCCAAUAUUGGUAGAUGAAUAGAAUACUGGUUGGAGAAAAGAAAGUAAAAAUUUAUAAAACGAUCAUGAAAAAUUAAGACAUAUUUUAAAGUAGAAUAGUUAUUUUAGUUAUAAACAUGAACAUUUCAAAAGAAAUUAAUUAGAUAAAUAUAUUUAUGAUAGAAAUGAUAAUAAUAGAAUAUAUGGAAAAUGGAAUGAUGAAUUAAUAUUUCAAUAUAAUGAUUUACCUUAGAAUCACACAUAUAUAUAAGUGAAUGCUAAUUUUGUUAUGUUAACAGAUUUUUGGCGUUUUGGAACUGUAAUUUUAAAUAUUGAUUUAGAGAAUGAUAAUGAGAGUUGAUGGUGAAACUGUUUGGAUGUAAUCACAUCAUUAAAAUUUAAAAAUUUGUUUGUAUAUGGAACAUUUAUUGAAUGGAUUAUAAAAUAAUAGAAAUUUAUAAAAUGAAUUUAAUGAAAUGCUAUAAUAAGAAUGGACAUUACCAAUUAAUUUAAGUGUUAAACAUAUUAGACAUAAAUUACAUAUUGAAUUUGGUUUAGUAUUAGGAGUAUCUAUUUACAUUAUAUGUUAGCAUUUACCUAAUUAGUGUAGUUCUGGUUAAUAAUUACUAUUUUAAGAAUUGGAAUCUAGAUUUCCAUUGUUUAGUAUUGAUGAUUUUACACUAAAUUAUAAAUGA
Paramecium sonneborni is the source of this 1054-nucleotide messenger RNA. NCBI's taxonomy places the organism in Eukaryota, Ciliophora, Oligohymenophorea, Peniculida, Parameciidae. The record is from the annotation of a GenBank genome assembly.